UUAUAUUAUGUGCAGAAACACUGUACCUUUAAUUUAAAAUGCCCUUGGAGUCAGCUGGGGGAAGAUUAAAAUUAAUACUGUCAGUCAGUUAUGAACAUGCAGAUAUGAGUGCCCGGUCGAUCUUAGGAAAUCACCGCACACUUCACUCAUUUGGGCAGUCAGGGGCAAAAUCCAGAGUGUGGAGCAACAGUGUGGCGGUGGAGGCCGCCGCAAUGGAGGCCAUACAGCACCCUAUGACAAAAUGGAAACCCCACCGCUGGGGGAAACCCUGAAAGUGGCCUGGCAGAGUGUGGCGAUGGAGACAGCAGAAAUGGGAGGCCACAGGGACCCUGCCCAACCGGGCCUGGCAGACAUGAGGAGCGGUAGGGGGGCCCCCUACAGAUUACUGGCCUGGAGCAGCAUGUAAGGAGACCUGAAGUGCAAUGGCAGAGUCUGGCGAUGAAGUCAGCAGAAAAUGGGAGGCCGUACAGGGACCCAUGACACACUCUGGACCUGGCAGCAGAAAGAGGAGGCGGUACGGGGGCCCCAUGACGAUGGCAAGCGAAAGCAGUUUAAAUUGAAGGCCCUAACAGGGCCCAUG
Molecule: messenger RNA, 580 nt
Organism: Staurois parvus
Lineage: Eukaryota; Metazoa; Chordata; Amphibia; Anura; Ranidae
Source: the annotation of a GenBank genome assembly